AGGAUAUACGUGUAGCGACAAUGGCAGCUCCCAGUAGGAAACAGACGUUAAGAUUUCUCAGUCAGUUUGGAGCGUUUAUUUUAACCCGGUUCGGAUUUUGGAACUGCUUCAGUAUGUUGAUGCUGUUUGCGGAACGAGCGGACUCGAAAAGGAAGCCGGACAUCCAUAUACCAUACCUGUAUGUGGACAUGGGGGCUGCCGUACUCUGCGCCAGCUUCAUGUCAUUUGGGGUGAAGAGGAGGUGGUUCGCAAUGGCUGCCGCCGUACAACUGGCUCUCAGCACUUACGCAUCGUAUGUUGGAGAACAGGUGUACUAUGGAGACUGGCUUAAGGUACGAAUGUAUUCCAGAGCGCUGGCCAUUAUCGGAGGCUUCCUGGUCCUGGCCAGCGGGGCGGGGGAGGUGUACAGACAGAAACCUCGCAGCAGAUCCCUGCAGUCCACUGGACAGGUUUUCCUGGGAGUCUACCUCAUCUGCGUGGUGUACUCCCUCCAGCACAGCAAAGAGGACCGGCAGGCCUACCUGAACCACAUCGUGGGAGGAGAGAUCACCCUGAUGCUGCUGGAGGUGCUGUUUGGGGUGCUGGCUCUGGCCUUCCUCUCUGGCUGCUACAUCCGCCUGGCGGCGCAGAUCCUGGCCACCGUCCUGCCUCUGGUGAUCCUGCUCAUCGACGGCAACCUGGGCUACUGGCACCACACGCGCAAGGUGGAGUUCUGGAACCAGAUGAAGCUGAUCGGACACAACGUGGGCAUCUUCGGCGCGGUGCUGAUCCUGGCUACCGACGGCUGAACCCUCGGGCUCUCACAGACAGGUGUUACAGGCCGAGGCGUCUGCGCAGGACGAGGCUGUUGACCUUUACGUCGCAGCCGACCGUCCUGAAAGCGGUCGCCGCUCAGUGACCUCUCAGGAUUCAAACACUCCACGCUGAGACUGUUGGAUGUAAGCAGCGUCGAUUGUCUUUGCCUGCCAUUUGGUAACUUUGCUUUUGCGGGAAAAAGAAAAACAGAAGCUUCCUUUUUUGCAAUUUAAUAAUUUAUUCAGAUUCAUGUUUAUUUUUGUCUCUGUAAUGCUCUGAAACAUGACACUGAGUUUUAGUACUGUGUAUUGACAGGGAAAAGACCCUUUACUCCCAAAGUCUAUAAUGGUUUGAUGUUUUACAGGAUAUGGUUUAAAUGUUUCACAAAUAAAGGGAAACUUAAAAUUUAACCUAUGCUGUAUUGAAAUGGGCGGGCUAUAGUUAUGGCCAUUUGGUAAUAAACACUUUUGUUGCUUUUAACUUGAGCAUUCAUGUGAAUUUCAUGAAUUGAAUAAGCACAGCUUUUGUAUCCUCUGUGUAAAUACUGUUUACACUUUAUAAGUAAUUACUUAAUUUAGUUACAGUGCACAAAAUGCUGAAGGUUCUGGUCCACGUUUGAGUAAUUUGAUCAUUAAAAGUUAUUUUCUCUGAAUUGUGCUAAUUGUAUUUAUACUGCAAUAACUGUUUAUUUUGAUAUCUAUGACCACCUCAUAUUUUCAUGAGACGAACAGUGUUGCCUAGGAUGAACGCCUGAAUGCAGCUUAAUUAAAUUGGAUUCAUAAAUCAUAUCUAUGAUUAUACACUCAGUUGCCAGUUUAUUAGGUACACCUCGCUAAAACUAGUGCAGUCUAAUACAACAGUCCUGCAAUAAAUCCACCUUCUCUGCAGGAUGUAGUUUGUGGGAUGUUGAACUGUACUGUGUUCUACUGACAGUUUCUGUUAUUGAGCCUGGACUCAUUGAUAUAAAUGAGGUGGACAAAAUGUUAAAGACACUUGUCAGAAAAAAACAAUGCGAUAAAGCAGCACCACAAACUGCAGCCUCCAAAAUGAUGAAACAGUUGAAUCAACACCUCUGAAACAAAAACAACCUUCAUUAAGGGCGAGUUUAUCACAGGGCUGUUGCAUUAGACUGGCUCAUCUGAGUGUAGACUUGCCACUAAAGGUGACACUUCAUUCACCUUUGAGGUUAUUUUAUAAUACUACCAUGCCAGAAUUAGCUUAUUUAUGCAGGUGUUUCACUUUGGCUGUUCCACUGUUUUAGUGUAAAUGUUAAAUAAAGAUGUUAGUCUCACUG
Molecule: messenger RNA, 2089 nt
Organism: Chelmon rostratus (copperband butterflyfish)
Lineage: Eukaryota; Metazoa; Chordata; Actinopteri; Chaetodontiformes; Chaetodontidae
Gene: tmem101
Product: transmembrane protein 101
Exons: 4
Coding region: 21-788 (255 amino acids)
Biological process (GO): positive regulation of canonical NF-kappaB signal transduction
Source: RefSeq, a predicted model, not a curated record